CUUCUUGCUGAGUAUCCUUUUGGGAUCUGUUUCACACUGUGAUCCUCCCUGGCAGAACUGCUGCAAUUCCAAGAGUUUGGCUUUUGGACUUCAGUCCCUUGGCGAGUGAACUGCAGCCUGGGCACAGUGAAAGCAAAGUGCAGAGCCAGGAACAAGGUGUGAAUGACAGAGGAGGUGCCUCCGACCGCGCUCACCGACGUGAACCUGCGUCUGCUGUGCCACGAUGACAUAGAUGCAGUGAAGCAGCUCUGUGGUGACUGGUUCCCAAUAGAGUACCCUGACUCAUGGUACCGAGAUAUCACCUCCAACAAGAAGUUCUUUUCCCUCGCAGCCACGUACAGAGGCUCCAUCGUGGGAAUGAUAGUGGCAGAGAUCAAGAGCAGAACAAAGGUGCAUAAAGAGGAUGGAGACAUCCUAGCUUCCAAUUUUCCUUUGGACACUCAAGUUGCUUACAUACUCAGUCUUGGUGUGGUGAAGGAGUUCAGGAAGCACGGGAUUGGUUCGCUCCUGCUUGAAAGUUUAAAAGACCAUAUAUCAACGACUGCCCAGGAUCACUGCAAAGCCAUCUACCUGCACGUCCUCACCACUAACAACACAGCAAUAAACUUCUAUGAGAACAGAGACUUUAAACAGCACCACUACCUGCCCUAUUACUAUUCCAUAAGAGGGGUCCUCAAAGAUGGCUUUACCUACGUCCUGUACAUCAACGGUGGGCACCCGCCCUGGACGAUCUUAUAUCCUUUGGGUUCAGCCUGGUGUCCAGCGAGGCACACGGAGCAGGCAUCAGCCAUGGCUGGGCCUAAAGAUGGCAAGCCAGCCGAGUGUGACCUGCCUGUGUGUGGGGACUGAUGCCUGCUCAGAUGGGAGCUUAGUUGAUUUCCCUGCAGCCAGAAGGAAGGCAGUGUUAGACAGGUUCAGAUCCACUUGUGCCCAGACUUCCCCAGCUCUACUGGGAACAGUGAAGGAUGGGAAAUUGAAUUUGAAGCUGAGGCCAGUUUCUGUGGAUGCUCGUGUUAAACCAGCAUACCAGGCACGCUUUGCCUUGCAUGGUGCAGAUUUGGCUGGCACUGUGGCAGAAAAGCCCUUGGUCUUGCUUCCUGCCACUGGGCAUCCUGUGACCCUGGCCUGGCUGAGGUCUCAAUAGGCUGCUCUCAAACUGAAUUUGGGAAUUUAUUGGGUCCUGGUAAAGAGACUUGAUCUCUCUCAGGUAUAAUUAUUCCAGAUCUCUCCAGGCAGGUGAGUGUAUUUCAGCCCCUGCAGGAAGUUGCUGUGGAGUGCUGGAAGCUAGCAGCUGCUUCGGUGGGCUAUUUCCCACCCAGGUUGUAGCUGAGCUGGAGUUGUAACAGUAGCUGAUGGUUGGCCUAGAUGAUCUUACAGGUCUUUUUCAACUUGACUGAUGCUGCUAUUCUGUUUCCAAAUCGUCUCAUCUUACGGUGCCAGGUGUACCUGCUUGUGACAGAAAGGAGCAGUCAUGCAGUGCGAGGAGCUGGUCUGUCUAACGAGCUGAGCAGAGCAGCCCUCGCCGUGUCAGAGGGUCUCUGUGGCAGGUAGCAGUCCAUUGAGAACGUCAGGUUAGCUCUGAAGUCAGAGCAUCACCGUCGCUGUCCUUAACAGAUGGCCACUGACUACCUGCAGCACAUCGGAUCCACGCUGGCCAGCCUGAGCCCGUGUUCCAUCCCCCAGAGGAUAUACAGACAAGCCCAGAGCCUUCUCUGCAGCCUUCUGCCAUGGUCUGGCAUUUCUGCCAAGAGUGGCAUCGAGUACAGCCGCACGAUGUGACCUCAGCGGAUGCACACAGCACAAAGGGAUCGUUCUUCCUUUCAUCUCCUGAACCAUCUGGCUCUGCACUGAUUCCAGUGAUGAUGGCUCUUGGUCAGUGACCCACCCCCUGGACAAGACUCCUUAUUCCACAGACUGACCAAGAUUUUGCAGACUUCACCCUGGACGGGCUGUAGCCCUGACUCACCCUGUGGGCUGGAGCCCGUGAGAGCUCCUGGGAGGCCGGGCUGCCAGGGGGCACCGGGCUGAGGGCUUCCAUGUCACCAGUCUGUGAGCAUGUCACACUGUCCCUGCCACUUCCCUCGCCUCUGGAUGGUUUGCUUGGAUGUGAUGGGGAGGGGUUCAGUUGCUGCUUCCACGCCACAGCUGCUGAAAGCAGUGUGAGUGAGGUGCACUGACUGUGAGUGAGCAGUGAGCACCCUGGGAGGAGUGGAGCUGCAUGGCUGCGUCCUGCCUCGCUAGGGAAUCCAGGCAGGGCAUCUGCCCCAGGUGAGAGUCUGCCCCAGCCCUUCGGAGGAGGGGGUGUAAAAAGUACCUGAUCCAGGAUGCACCAAGUAGAAGGCAGGGGAUGAAAUUGCUAUUUCAUAGUGAAAUAUAUAUUAUACUGUAUAGAUCUUUCUGCCUCUUUCCAAGCUGGAACAGAGCAGGGGAGGGCCUGGAGCUGUGGGACCACUGUGGUAGGCAGAGCCCUUCCCCUCCCAGCACGCAUCCUCCCUUGGCACUGGGGCUGCAAGCUUGCAGGAUCUUUAGGGCAGAGUGCUGCACGCAGAUCACUACAGCUCUUUGUUGCAGAGAAGCCCCCCAGCUGCUUGCUGGGUGCUCCAGGCCACGUUGCCACGGGGCUUCAGUGUAGCUGCCCUCCCUGCAGCCCCGGGGCCGGGCUCAGGGGCUGUGUUCCCCAGCACCAAGUAGCCAUGCUGCUGGGAGAGCCCCGAGGCUCCUGUGUGCUGCAGCUGGGCCGGGUCCCUCCGUGAUCCCUGCCCCUGGAAGCGAGUGCUUUGCUCCUAGGCUGAGAGUCUGCAGCUCCGUCAGCACCAGUGCUGGAGGUGUGGGGAGCACCGUGUCCCCACUGCGUCCUCUGCCCUGGUGAAGGCUUCCCAUACUCGGCGCUGUGCUCCUCCUUCCACUCUUGUGCCCCUCUUGGAAGUGAGGCUUAAGUGAAGGGCAGUGUAAGCUGUGCAGGUUCUGGUGUGCAGGGCCAGCUCUGCUGGUGGGUGAGAGCAGGGAGUGGGGAUGAGCCAUAGUCUGGGUCAGGUUUAGACCUAGAAGGAGCAAACGUGGUAAGAGCUUGCAGCCCUGAUACCAUACAAAGUCAUUUCAGUGUUUGUAAGCCCCUAAGAUGAGAAUUAAACAAUAAAAGGGUGUGGAGGAGAGCUGACUGCAUGGUGCUGUGCUGGUUCAUGUGAACGGGGCCAGAGUGGCCCAGUGCUGCCUUGGCUCAGAGCUGCUGGCACAGCAGGCAGCACUGGUGCAGCAUUUCCCUGCUCUGCACAGCUCUGACUGCGGGAAGGAUUUCAGUCCGGCUGAUGGUCUGGCAGAUACUUUAUUUGGGGGAAGCAGAGGCUGUUGGAGGUGCUGCUCGCUUUUCUGGAAUGAGAACAGGGCUGCUUGACAGGAGAAAGUGUUUCUGGGAGGAGGAUUGCGCCUGCCAGAGUGCAGUGCAGGGAGCUGCAGGGAGAGCCAGGGCUGGCACGCAGUGCUGGCUACGGUGCAGCUGGGGAGGUUCUGGCUGGGCAGGGAGACCAUCCCUGGCUGGGGCAUGGAAGUAAUGCAGUGUGGGCUCUGCCUGUGGCUGUCAGCAUUCCCUGCUCGUGGAGCUGCACAGCCCUGCAGCCACAGCCCGGCAGCAAGCGCGUGGUGCAGCUGCAUGCAGAGCAGAGCGUGCCAGCACUGCACACGGUGCAGCACAACUGCUCCAGGUUGGUUCCCUGUGAGCAUUUCCCCCCCGCUACGCAUUCAGGCAGCCCUGGCCAGCACCAGCUCGUUGGCAGUGGCAUAAGACCUCCUUUCCUGUGCCCCGAGGGCCUCAUGCACGUAAGGCACCGCUGCCCUUUGCCGCAGGGCCGGUGGCUGCGUGUGAGUCCCCCUGCACGGGGCUCCCUGCCCCCACGGCCCCGUGGCUGUGCUCGCAGUGCCGGCUGUGCUUUGGCUUUGCCGAGGUGUGAGCCGGGCAGCUCUGUUACCUGCAGGCUGCUCAGGCUGCUGCCCCUCACCCAGCCUGGCUGCUCCCAGCGGCAGCUGUGGUGCCUGCAGCCCCUCCUCAUCACAGCUCUUGCUCCUGGGAGCCCCGAAGCGCUCUGUCACCUUCAUUUGUGUAACUGUUUUUUCCUUCAGCUCCGCCACUUCCUACCUGAACAUUCCUCUUGGUUUGUAUGAGUUUAUUUAGCAACCGAAGGUCCUGCUUUUCUAUGGCACUUAUGUCCUCUAGAUCAGAAUGAAUCUCCAUGUUCCUGGCACUGAUGUGACGUUUCCCCCCCCAUCCUUCUGCACCCCCAACUCCUCAGCUGCUGCCCUUAGGCACAUCCCUGGGGGAGCAGAGUGGUCUAUGUGCCAUCCUCCUGUCACCCCAUCCCCUAUGGCAUCACACCCCCACCUCACAGCCCGUUAUUUAUUGAAGAGCACCAUGCUGCCGCCGUCAGCCUCUCUAAACGUCUUCAAUUAAACCAAAUCUCUUUUGUGA
Molecule: messenger RNA, 4459 nt
Organism: Tympanuchus pallidicinctus (lesser prairie-chicken)
Lineage: Eukaryota; Metazoa; Chordata; Aves; Galliformes; Phasianidae
Gene: NAA60
Product: N-alpha-acetyltransferase 60, NatF catalytic subunit
Exons: 6
Coding region: 163-849 (228 amino acids)
Biological process (GO): N-terminal peptidyl-methionine acetylation
Cellular component (GO): Golgi membrane
Molecular function (GO): protein-N-terminal amino-acid acetyltransferase activity; histone acetyltransferase activity
Source: RefSeq, a predicted model, not a curated record